Emericellopsis atlantica is the source of this 1476-nucleotide messenger RNA. RefSeq names its product major facilitator superfamily domain-containing protein. Gene Ontology annotation, biological process: transmembrane transport. The transcript has a single exon. The coding region runs from base 1 to 1476 and encodes 491 amino acids. The record is from RefSeq and is a predicted model, not a curated record. Gene Ontology annotation, cellular component: membrane. Lineage: Eukaryota; Fungi; Ascomycota; Sordariomycetes; Hypocreales; Bionectriaceae. Gene Ontology annotation, molecular function: transmembrane transporter activity.
AUGUCUUCACCAACUACGGAUCAGAAGAUGACCCUCAAGGAGUCUACAUCAGCCCCGGGCGUUGAGGAUGGCUCCUCAGAAUUGUGUCUCAAGAGCGUCGUCCGCAAAGUGGACUACCAUAUUGUCCCUCUCAUGCUCCUGUGCUACUUUCUGCAAUUCCUGGACAAGGUACUCGUCAAUUACGCCAACAUCAUGGGCUUCUCCGAGUCGCUUGGCUUCCAGGGAAACGACUUUUCGUGGAUGGCCACGGCCUUUUUCAUCGGCUACGCAAUCGCCGAGUUCCCUCAAGGAUACCUCAUCCAGAGACUCCCCGUGAGCAAGGUUCUCGGCGUCAACGUCAUCCUGUGGGGAGUCACCAUCUGCUGCACGGCUGCUGUGCAGGACUUUCCGGGCGCCACUGCUGUUCGAACUCUACUCGGCAUGUUCGAGGCCGUCAUCACCCCUGCUCUCAUCAUGAUCACGUCGCAGUGGUACACGCGCCAACAGGCAACCCCGCGGACUGGUCUCUGGUACUGCGGCCUCGGCCUGGGGCAAACGAUGGGAGGACUCAUCUCCUGUGCCGCCCAAUCGGGAAAAUCGACGUCCGGCUUCGAAUCAUGGCGCAUCAUGUUUCUCGCGGUGGGUGCCUUCAACCUCCUCGUCGGCAUGACUGUCACCUUCUGGAUGCCCUCCUCGCUUUUCACCGCCAAGUGGCUCACGGAAGAGGAGAAGGCCAGCUUGCAGGAGAGCCUGUUGCGUGAUCAGGGUGGCAACGGCAGAAAGACAUUCCACAUGGCCGGUAUGUGGGAAGCCAUCUCAGACCUUCAGGUGUGGCUUCUAUUUGUGAACACCGUCCUCAUCGUCAUCCCCUCGGGCAUCAUCACCACGUUCUCGGCAACGCUGAUUCGCAACUUUGGAUAUACCACGAAGCAGUCCGCCCUGCUGAACAUGCCAUCUGGUGCGGUGUCGGUGUUUGCCACAAUCAUGGGUACUUUUGCAAUCCUGUAUAGGUUCCCGCGGUGGCUGGCCAUUUGCUGCCUCAUGGUGCCGACACUGAUCGGCGCCGCACUCAUGUCCUUUUUCAACGGUAGCCAGGCACGCUCCCUCGCAGGCAUUUAUCUCAUCAACUUUGAUGUCGCGCCUCUCGCCCUCGUCUACGCGCUGGCGGGUGCCAAUGUGCAAGGGUACACCAAGAGGGUCACGACCAAUGCUAUUGUGGCCAUUGGCUUCUCGAUAGCCAACAUUAUUGCUCCGCAAACGUUUCGCGCUGCGGACGCUCCGGACUACAUACCCGCCAAGAUCGUCGUCUUUGGCGUCUGCGGUGGUGCGGUCAUUGUUACUAUACUGCUGAGGAUCUUGUACGGGUACCGCAACAAGAGUAAGGUCGCUCUGCUGUCGAUGGAGCCCACGGCUUCUGGCUCUCUGGGAGAACACGCGUCUCUGGACGGGCCAGAUGUCACCGACAAGACGAAUCCUUAUUUCGUGUACGUGUACUGA